AGAUUGAAAACAAAGGCAACUCUUCUCGUUUGAAUGGUUCUCAAACUGCUGUGGCUCACCGUGAGUAUAGAAAAAUUAUCACUGCUUACUUCUUAUUGUUUGCUAUUUGAUGGUAAAGAACUGGAAGCAACCCAAGGAGUUUAGAACUACUUUUAAUCUCCUUGAAGCAACCUAAGCCCCAUCCAAAUUUUGGUCCACCCACAGGCACUGACAGGCUCUGUAUAAUGUAGAAGUAUCUUUGGUAUCGUAAUAUUUUGGUAUUGAUUAGGAAAAUUGAAAAGUAUCGACUACUCAGUUCUAUGUUCUAUCACCACUGCCCUGCCCACCAACACCAUUGUAAACAUAGGCUGGAUCUUAAUGUUCAAGAUGGCUCAGCGAGUCUUGGCAGCAUCUUUCCGGCAAGCUGGUCUUGCUAAGAGAAGCUUCUCUUCCUCAAAAACAACAUUUCAGAAGGCACAGGCCGUAGCCUCCAGCGCUUCAGGUUCUAGUGGAAGUGACGACAUUGUCUAUGGGCCCGAACAUUUACAGUUGAAGGAGUCUUUGAGAAAGAUCAUUGAGCGGGACAUCAACCCACAUGUUGAGGAGUGGGAACAAGCCAAAAAUUUCCCUGCCCACAAAGUGUUCAAGUUACUCGGAGACAAUGGGUUCCUUGGUGUCACAAAACCAAAAGAGUAUGGAGGUCUCGACCUUGACUAUUCUUAUGCCUGUGCUGUGGGCGAGGAACUUGGCUACAUCAACUGUGGCGGCGUUCCCAUGGCGAUUGGUGUACAGACUGACAUGGCCACCCCUGCCUUGGCAAAGUUUGGCUCUGACUAUCUGAAAAGAGAGUUCCUUGCACCGUCAAUCUCUGGAGAUGCUGUGGCAUGUCUCGGUGUCAGUGAGGUUGGAUCAGGCUCCGAUGUGGCGAGUAUCCAGACAAGGGCUUCUCGCAAGGGCGACGAUUUGAUCAUCAAUGGGGGCAAGAUGUGGACUACCAAUGGCACGCAGGCCGACUGGAUGUGCUGCCUGGCAAUCACAUCGGAGGGAGCUCCUCACAGGAACAAAUCAUUGAUCUGCCUGCCCAUGAAGACCCCUGGUGUUACUGUGGCGAAAAAAAUCCAGAAGAUUGGAAUGCACAGCUCUGAUACUGCCCAGAUUUUCUUUGAGGAUGUACGUGUGCCCCGGUCUCACAUCAUUGGAGAGGAAGGAGAAGGCUUUACUUAUCAGAUGAUUCAGUUCCAAGAGGAGAGGAUUUUUGCUGCAGUUGGAGCUCUUGCGCCGAUCGAACGCAUGAUUGAAGAGACUAUCAAGUACACUCGGGAGAGGAAGGCCUUUGGGCAGUCAGUGCUGGACAAUCAAGUUGUUCAUUUCACCCUUGGUGAACUAGCCACCGAGUUGGAGAUGUUGAGGUCAGCUGUGUACAGGACUGUGGCGUUGUACGUGAAGGGCAACGACGUGACGAAAAUGGCGUCCAUGUGCAAGUUGAAGGCCGGCCGGCUGCUCCGAGAAGCUUCUGACAAGUGCCUUCAGUUCUGGGGAGGGAUGGGUUACACGGAUGAGGUGCUCAUCAGUCGCCUGUACAGAGACACACGACUGUUUUCAAUUGGAGGGGGAGCAGAUGAAGUGAUGCUGUCAAUCAUAUGCAAAUAUAUGCGCACAUCGCCCAAGCCUACAAAGAAGUAAGAAAGGGAUUCCAGACUGUUGCAGAUGAUUCUACAUUGUGAUGGGGUUGUUUGUGGGUCGGAAGUUUUUUUCUUUUUUUUUCUUUUCUUUUUUUUUUAAAUUUUUGUUGUUGGUCAUUCUAUAUAUUAUAUUUUUAGUCAACAUGAACUGAAGUGAUAAGUGAAGUGAUUGUGAUCUCCAAAGAUGUUGCUUUUGGUUUCCAGUUAUUACAGUUAUUUUUCUUAAGAAAGAGGAAUAAUGAUACAGGAAAGAUGGGUAUUAUGAAAGUGUUGAAGAUGAUACUAGCUUGCAAGGAUUGUUAGGACUGUUUUAUCUCUUUAUCCAGCCACUUAUGACCCAAGGUAUGACCUGUUCACUGUGAGGAGGUAAAGAACCCAGCACUGUUGAUUAUUUCUCCGUUGAACGGCCAACUUCUAGUUAAAGGAAUUUUGAGAUUGUUUUUUUUGGUAACUCUAGAUUCUAAUGAUGUUGAAUGAUUUGUUGUGAUUUAUUCUUGUUGAUGCUUCAAAAUUGUACACAAGAACCUAUUUUAAUUUUUGCACUUUUGUUUUGUGUUCUCUCUUGUGGGUAGGACAUCUUUGAGAGGCGAGGGCAGGGGACCCUAUAUUUAGCUUAACCAUUUAGCUCUCUGAGGAUUUGCCCGGAUGCAUGUCCCGAAAUCCUGGAAAAGGGAAAUAACCCUCUAAAAAUUAUGGGUUUUUUAAAAUUCAACCAUUCCAAAAA
Messenger RNA from Aplysia californica (California sea hare), 2385 nucleotides. Its product is annotated as probable acyl-CoA dehydrogenase 6. The coding region runs from base 358 to 1662 and encodes 434 amino acids. Gene Ontology annotation, molecular function: flavin adenine dinucleotide binding; acyl-CoA dehydrogenase activity. Gene Ontology annotation, biological process: fatty acid beta-oxidation using acyl-CoA dehydrogenase. The transcript has 9 exons. NCBI's taxonomy places the organism in Eukaryota, Metazoa, Mollusca, Gastropoda, Aplysiida, Aplysiidae. The record is from RefSeq and is a predicted model, not a curated record.